This is a messenger RNA of Mercenaria mercenaria, 405 nucleotides long. RefSeq lists its product as uncharacterized. NCBI's taxonomy places the organism in Eukaryota, Metazoa, Mollusca, Bivalvia, Venerida, Veneridae. The record is from RefSeq and is a predicted model, not a curated record. The coding region runs from base 1 to 405 and encodes 134 amino acids. The transcript has a single exon.
AUGUUAAAACAAUACGGAAAAAAAGAAUCUGGUGACAACUUGUUCAAGUCAGCAACACAAUUAGCAUUGAGUAUAUCUAACCAGUUCAUGUUCGUCACCGAUUAUGAUGCUGGAAAUUUGCAGGCUCUGACCAAAGACGGUAAUAUCAUUUGGAAAUUUAGUGAUCUAGAGUUAAAACAGCCUUGGGGAGUUUGCGUGUUGUCGGGUCAAUAUAUUUUGGUUUGUGGACGAGGUUCCAACAAUGUGUUACAGGUUGAUAAGAAAGGCAAAAGGAUUCGAGAGUUGCUUGGACCUUCCGAGAAAUUAAACGAUCCGUUGGCUUUGGCCUUUGACAGAGAAACCUCCAGGCUGCUAAUAGGAAACAGUUCAAAUGAAAUACACGUGUAUACAUUAUCUAAAAUGUAA